CCCCCUGUACGAUAUUGCACUAGUCCACCUGCAAAGAUGUCCGGAGUUGAGAAGUUGGUGAUCUUGCUGGUUGCUGUUGUCACAGUUUGCGCCGCUGUAUGGCCCAUUCCGUAUCGGCGUUUUGACAGCAGACCAAAGACCGAUGCCUUCUGCCAGGCACUGUACCCGUUCUGUCCGACAGGACAUCCUGACGGUUCCAUGCCUAAGAUGAUGGACUCUGAUGUGGUGGAGGUUUUCUCCAUGAAGGCACCGGUUUGGGAGUUCAAGUUUGGAGAUCUGUUGGCACAUUUUGACAUCAUCCAUGAUGCCAUCGGUUUCCGUAACAAUCGUACGGGCCUGAACUAUACCAUGGAGUGGUACGAGCUGUUCCAACUGUUUAACUGUACGUUUGGACACGUACUGACUGACAUGGACCCCCCACUGUGGUGUAACCAGGGAGCAGCAUGUCUGUAUGACGGCAUUGAUGACUUACACUGGAGCCAGAAUGGCAGUCUGGUCAAAGUGGCAGAAAUAUCAGGCAAAGUCUUCAACGAGCUGGCAGACUGGGUUCACACAGACAACAACACCGGCAUCUACUACGAAACGUGGAUGGUGCGCAACUCCACCGGCCCAGACUCCAAGCUCUGGUUCGAAGCCUUCGACUGUGCCAGCUUUGUCAUCCGAACCUUCAACAAGCUGGGGGACCUGGGAGCCAAGUUCAACACCAGCGUACAAACCAACUACACAAAGAUCACCCUCUUCUCCGAUCAGCCUGUGCACCUAGGCAACACAUCCACCAUCUUUGGUCCAAAGGGAAACAAAACCCUGGCCACGGAAAUCAGGACUUUCUACGAGCAUUUCCAAGCACACCAGCCAUUCCCCUCAUUGCUUAAGAGUAUGUUGGAGGCCUUUGAUACAAUAGUUUUGGAAAAGAAGUGGUAUUUCUUCUACAAUUUUGAGUACUGGUUUUUGCCGAUGAAAGAGCCAUUUCUAAAGCUCACAUAUGAAGAAGUACCACUACCAGGGAGAAAAGAAGUCACUUUGGCAUAA
Molecule: messenger RNA, 1029 nt
Organism: Branchiostoma belcheri (Belcher's lancelet)
Lineage: Eukaryota; Metazoa; Chordata; Leptocardii; Amphioxiformes; Branchiostomatidae
Product: ceroid-lipofuscinosis neuronal protein 5-like
Exons: 4
Coding region: 37-1029 (330 amino acids)
Biological process (GO): lysosome organization
Cellular component (GO): lysosome; lysosomal membrane
Molecular function (GO): hydrolase activity, acting on glycosyl bonds
Source: RefSeq, a predicted model, not a curated record